This is a messenger RNA of Macroventuria anomochaeta, 156 nucleotides long. RefSeq lists its product as uncharacterized. NCBI's taxonomy places the organism in Eukaryota, Fungi, Ascomycota, Dothideomycetes, Pleosporales, Didymellaceae. The transcript has a single exon. The annotation marks the transcript as partial. The record is from RefSeq and is a predicted model, not a curated record.
AUGUGCUACCAAGUCGUCGAACGCUACUCUGUCUGCCGAUGCCUCUACCACAAGCACGCCAUCGACCCUUGUGCUGCUCAUGGACAACGCGGCCAUAUGGUACAGGAGAAGACAGUCCUUGUAGGCUACGCCUGCAGUCUACACAGUGGCCAUCGA